UACCAACAUAUACAUAUUACGUUGACGAAGUACACGCAAAGACAAUAAGGUUACUGUUACUGUUGGCGUCAUUUUAAUGACAUUUGAAGUAUUUAUUAUUAUUGUAUUAUAUAUUGUACAUUAAUAUUGAAGUACUAAAUUCUCCAAUUCAAACAACUAUCAUCUUAAAUUGAAAAUUUCGUAUCAACUACAUUAUUAGAAUGAACAAACAAAUAUUUCUUGUUGUAUUAUUUACUAUACUUGUUAAUAAAGGAGAAACCUUAUACUGCUACAGAUGUAAUAGUAAUCAACCUGGGUGUGGCACUCCUUUAAAUUGGCUGUGGUACUGGGGAGAAACUUGCCCAGAAUAUGAUGAUAAAUGUAUAAAAAUUAUUGAAAGAAGAGGAGCCAAUACCAUGAUAACACGUGAUUGUUUAAGUUCUGUACGUAACUUCAGAACAGAUAUUCCAGCUGAUCGAUAUGAAGGUUGUCGACCAGCUGCAAAAGAUGUUCGAUUAGGACACUAUGUAAAUAAUUCUAUUUGGCAAUUAGAUAUUCAUAGAGACUAUUAUGAUGAAGUAACAUGGUGUUUCUGCUACUUUGAUCAUAGAUGUAAUGAUGCAGAUAAUGUUACUAUAUCAAUAUUACUAUUAUUUAUCAGUAUUGCAAUACAUCAGUUUGCAACAUGAAACAUUUAUUUUAUAUUAAAUGCUCAUAGCAUAAAUUUAUCAGUUCUUUUUUGACAAAAAUUAAGUAUAUUUACAUUUGUAUACAGUAAAUUUAAGUAGAUUAUUUUUGUAUAUAAUGUAAAUAACCAUUUAAAUAUGAGAAGUUAUUUUACAUAGAAUUAUUUUUACAUAGAAAAUGACAUAAAAUGCUGUUAUAAGAAUGCAAUCAAUAAGAACAAAUAUUUACAUAUAUUAAUAUGUAAUAAGAUUCCGUCCGUAAUAUGUAAUUUUAAAGACUUAAUAUUUCCGUCCAUUUUUAAAGGAAAUUAUUUGUUGUAUUUAUGUAAUGUUUCUGUCCAUUUUUGAAAAAAAAAA
Frieseomelitta varia is the source of this 1022-nucleotide messenger RNA. RefSeq lists its product as uncharacterized. The record is from RefSeq and is a predicted model, not a curated record. Lineage: Eukaryota; Metazoa; Arthropoda; Insecta; Hymenoptera; Apidae. The transcript has 3 exons. Gene Ontology annotation, biological process: regulation of synaptic transmission, cholinergic; positive regulation of voltage-gated potassium channel activity; sleep. Bases 201 to 668 code for a protein of 155 amino acids.